Messenger RNA from Formica exsecta, 1360 nucleotides. RefSeq names its product rhythmically expressed gene 2 protein-like. NCBI's taxonomy places the organism in Eukaryota, Metazoa, Arthropoda, Insecta, Hymenoptera, Formicidae. The record is from RefSeq and is a predicted model, not a curated record. The transcript has 2 exons. Bases 158 to 922 code for a protein of 254 amino acids.
UUCAAUCGCCAGAUGUCAUUGGCAUCUUCGUCCGUGGUUUGUGAAUUAUGUGUGAGUAUACUGUGUGAGUAUUAUCGCGACUGCAAUAUUUGCUCCCUUGGCUCUUUUACCUGAAGUGUUCUGAAAUCAUCGAGAAUCAUUGAAAUCCAUUAAGAAUAUGAUAAAUCGUGUUCGGCCUCGUCUUGUGACCUUUGAUGUGACCGGCACAUUGUUAAUGACGAAACUUGAAGAGCAUUACGUCGAGAUCGGCUCUCAACAUGGUUUAUUCAUCGAGCCAAAAAAAUUGGCGCGAAGUUUUGAAAGCAAUUUCUCGCAACUUAGCAAGGAGCAUCCGAUAUAUGGCAAACACACUGGUUUAGGAUGGGAGAAUUGGUGGAGAACAAUUGUGCAUAAUGUAUUCAGAGAUCAGCUUGCUUCCGUGUCAAAGGAUAAAUUGAACAAGGUUGCUGACAGCCUGAUAAGUUGCUACGGUACCAGCAGAUGCUGGCACAAGUAUCCUGGUACUAUUGAACUACUCGACUUCCUGCGAAGAAGGAAUGUCAUAGUGGGUGUCAUCUCGAAUUUCGAUGAACAAUUAGAAUCAGUCCUCAAGGAGACUCAAAUUCACCAAUAUUUUACCUUUGUUUUGACUUCGUACAAUCUUGGUGUGGAAAAGCCGAGUUUGCCGAUAUUCGAGGAAGCGUUAAGAUUAGUAAAACAUCUUCGAGAAGAGGAAAUAUUGCCUCAGGAAGCGACGCAUAUCGGUGAUAGACUGGACAAUGAUUAUUUUGGAGCGAAAAACGCCGGUUGGAAUGCUUUGUUGAUUAAACAUGAGAAUGAAAUUGUUGAGAGCAAAAUACCUAAGGAAGAUGUUUUUGGAAGUUUGAAGGAGCUUCAAGAACACUUUAGGAGGAUAUUUGGAACAAAUUACAUAGCGCGAUGAUAUUAUAUCUAUUAUUUAAUAUAUAUCUUUAUCUAAUAUUAGAUUUAUAUAAUAGAACAGUUUUAUAUUAACGAAAUAGAAUUAUUUCAAUUAUAUUUAUAUUUGAUAGUAAUUUGCAAAACAAAAAACAAUUUAAUCAGGAGAAAUGAAUACAAAUUUGAUUGAAUCUUUUUUUAUUUUAAUCUUUUUGUAUUUUAAUCUCUGUAUAUAUUUAGUGUAUCAGAGAUUUAUAGAUAUUUAAACAUGAAUAUUCGGUAAAUGUAAUAUAUGAUAAACUGUAUACUUGUUAAAAUAAUCAAGAAGAAUCUCUAAUCUGGUUUAAAUAAUAAUCAUCAAUUAUGUAGAUGUAAGGAAACAAUAACAAUUCUAUUAUACAAGACACACAUAUUGUGAAAUUUUUUGUACAUAUUAUAGCAUUAUAUAUUAUUCAUAAAAAAA